CCUGAGGAGUUACGAUGUCGGGCUCGUUUUGCCGAAGUUUAUACGCGUUUACCGGCGAUCAGCACCAGCAGGGACUGAAGUUUGAGGCUGGAGAGCUGAUCAGAAUAACGCAAGCUCUGGACGGAGGCUGGUGGGAGGGAGAGAAGGACGGAGUCAAGGGAUGGUUCCCCUCAACUUACGUGCAGCUGGAGAACCUGUCCUCCAUGUCUCCUCUGGAUGAGCCGCUGGCCAGAGACUGGAAGUGCUACAUGUCACCGCAGGGACGCAGAUACUACGUAAACACCGUCAGCAACGAGACAACAUGGGAGCGGCCGUCGAGCACGCCUGGCACCCCGAAAACACCCGCGAAACACAAGAACUCUGUCCCGACAGUGAAUGGAUUUCAUGGCAAUGGCAGCCCGUUGCAUCAGACUGAGCCGUCGCAUGUACUGAUGCGGAAGACCAGCACAGAUCAUCAGAGUCCCGUCUCGACAUCACCCAGCCGGAAGCAGGAGUGUGAAUCCACAGUAACUAUCAACAGCGUGACGUUUCCUCUUCCACUGCACAUGUCUGAACAGCAGCUGCUCAAACCAGACGAGUGGAGCUACUGCGAUUAUUUCUGGGCGGACAGAAAGGACCCGCAGGGAAGCACCAUCAUCUCAGGAUUUGAGGUUCUGCUGCAAAAACAGCUGAAGGGAAGGCAGAUGCAGAAAGAGAUGGCCGAGUUUGUGCGGGAGAGGAUCAGGAUUGAGGAGGAAUACGCCAAGAACCUGUCGAAGCUCUCGCAGAUCCCGCUGGCGGUGCAGGAGGAAGGCACGCUUGGCUCAGCUUGGGCUCAGCUGAAGAAAAGCCUGGCAGAUGAAGCAGAAGUUCAUCUCAAGUUCUCCUCCAAGCUUCAGAGUGAGGUGGAAAAGCCUCUGCUGAUAUUUCGGGAAAACUUCAAGAAGGACAUGAAGAAGUUCGACCAUCACAUGUCGGAUCUCAGGAAGCAGCUGGCGAGCCGAUCCGCCGCCGUGGAGAAGGCACGGAAAGCGCUCGCCGAUCGGCAGAAGGAUCUGGAGUUAAAAACCCAGCAUCUGGAGAUCAAACUGAACAGCAAGAUCGAGGAGGACAUCAAGAAGGCGCGCAGAAAAUCCACGCAGGCCGGCGAUGACCUGAUGCGAUGUGUUGACCUCUACAAUCAGUCCCAGUCCAAGUGGUUUGAGGAGAUGGUGACCAGCAGUCUGGAGCUGGAGCGUCUGGAGGUGGAGCGUGUGGAGAUGAUCAGGCAGCACUUGUGUCAGUACACCACACUACGACACGAGACGGACAUGUUCAACCAAAGUACCAUAGAGCCGCUGGACAAACUGCUGCGGAGCGUCGACCCCGCCAGAGACCGAGAGCUGUGGGUCAGAGAGCACAAGACGGGCGAGCUGAGACCGGUGGACAUGGACAUCUGACUCCAUCAGACUCUAGCCUGUCGUCCUACUGAGGGUUUGAUCUCUCUAAAACCUUCUGAAGCCUAAACCAGUGGAGAACGAUCAGGACUCAAACCGAGCAGAAGCUUGAGAAAGAGCCAAGCUUAUACGCCCUUCCCACUAAAAGUAGCACACAAGUGGCCAAUUUUGAGAGGAAAAUGCAAAGACUGAAUAUCUGAGAACAGAUGUGUUUGUCAUCUACUGAUGCAAUCAUGCCAUUAGGAUUCAGCACUGAUUGAACUGAGUUCAUACAUGUGAAAUCGUACUAAUAUACAGUAUACUGUAAAUGCUGCUGCAUCAACUAUUACAGCUGAUUUCAGUUCUGUGACUAAUCAAAGCUCUCGCUUCCCUUAAAGGGACAGUUCACACAAAAAUUAUCAUUUGCGUCACCUUCAUUUUCCAAACAUGUACGAGUUUCUUUCUCUUGUUG
Messenger RNA from Sinocyclocheilus anshuiensis, 1866 nucleotides. RefSeq names its product growth arrest-specific protein 7-like. Gene Ontology annotation, biological process: clathrin-dependent endocytosis; clathrin coat assembly; neuron projection morphogenesis. The record is from RefSeq and is a predicted model, not a curated record. NCBI's taxonomy places the organism in Eukaryota, Metazoa, Chordata, Actinopteri, Cypriniformes, Cyprinidae. Gene Ontology annotation, molecular function: protein binding. The coding region runs from base 15 to 1418 and encodes 467 amino acids. The transcript is spliced from 14 exons. Gene Ontology annotation, cellular component: cytoplasm; plasma membrane; clathrin-coated vesicle.